CCCGAGCCAAUGGAUGUGCAUUGCAUGUAUUUUCAAUUCGCGCCACUGCGCAAACCAAUCAACAUGCUUGUGACCUUCGAAAAUUGCUUGAUUGUAAAAAGAUGAAUGUCUGCUUUUUCCGCUAAAAACUCGUUCUGCUUGCCCGUCUUGUUCGAUCAAUGAUGGAUUCGAUUGAUCUGAGCUUCUUGCGCAGCUUAUUUACGAGCGCAUCUCCAAAUAAUAAAACAAGUACAGAGAAUGAAAAUAUCAAAGGAGUAUCUAACAAGGAUACUCGGCCUGUCAACUCUACAGCAAACACAUCUACAACCUCUAACGGUGCCCCGCUCCUUGACGGGAACCCGAAAGAUCUGCCUUCCCGUGCACUUGACAGGUCGUCUAAUCUUGGCACGGAAAACUCAACGCAUGCCAACAAGCCGAAUUCUGGCUAUGAAGCGGCUUCUGUCGACCGAGCGGCUCUUCUUAGCCAUGCCAUGCCUGCCUCUGGAUUGAUCUCCACAACUAAUUGGAACCAUGAGUUAAACAACGUAUCUGCGGUGAACGAGAAGCCCAACACCAUCAAGGACGAGUCAAAAGCCACCACUCUUCCGGUGCGUUUCUCUUCUGAGCAACGUGCAAAUCCCACAAGUGGCGACCAAGCCAAUGCCGCAGUCGGUAGCACGAAGAAUAUCGCCAGUAUACCCUCCUCUUCCACCUCUAUACAGCCAAUUCAGUCAACCGCUGCAUCAGCUUCAGCAUCAGUAUUAAAGACAACGCCUCCACCUACUGUUCAGCCGAGCUACCAUAACCCGCAGUACGAUCAACUUUUAGCGGAUGUACUUGAAUUAUCCGGCAUGAAAGCGCCGUCUGUACGUCCGGCGUCUCCUGAACCUAUCGAUCUUUCCACUCUUAUACGAGACCCUGGCGAUCACCCGAAGCAAACUUAUCACCGUCCCGAAAAGCAACUCAAAGGAAGAAACCAAAAGAAAAGCAAACUAAAGAAGAAUCAAAACCAGGUCAAAGCCAACGUGCCACGUCAGAAUCUAUAUCCAAACCAGAACGAACGACGUAAAAACCAACGUAAAGAUCAGAACAAAAACCAGCGUCAAAAUCAAAAUCAAAAUGAAAAGAAAGCCGACGCGGCAAAGAACACGGUACAACAAGUCCAGCCUGAUAUUCUUGACGUGGCAAAUCAGAUAAUGGGACGCCCCGAGAAAAGAGCGUUUAUCCCAGAUACCCCUCCUGUUCCCACUUCAUCCCAGCCAACUCAUGGCAAGAAAGCUAAACUGGACAUGGCCCAUUCCCCGGGAUCUGGGAAAGCCCCCAAUUCCCGAGCUUCGGUACCAUGUCGUUUUUGGCUAAAAGGCAAAUGUAAAUCGGGAGAACAAUGUCCGUUUCAGCAUGAAGGGGACCCGUUUGUGUCGGUGUGUCGAUUCUUUAAAACGAAUUCUUGCGUCAACGGAGAUCAGUGUCCAAUGUCUCAUGAUUUGAGGCUGGAACCUUGUCGGUUUUAUCACGUCAAAGGUGUAUGCGAUUCUGGCGAAAUGUGUCCUUUUUCGCAUGAGCCUCUUACACCCACCCUCCUACGACGACUCCAUGUCAUGACAGGACCGUGUCGAUUUUAUCACUUCAAGGGUUACUGCAACAGUGGCGAUCAGUGUUUAUUCUCGCACACGGAUAUUAGCGAAGCGGAACGACGAAAGCUGGAAAAGACGCUCCUGCCUUGUAAAUUCUAUCAUUCACAUGGGUCUUGUGCGGCUGGCGAUGAUUGCUUUUAUCUGCACGACGAAAUCCAAGGGGUACAGGUAUGUAAUGGACCAUAUUGGCUGACAUGCACCUUUUUUUUACUCAUUGGAUGAUAUUUGUUUCACAGCAGCCAAAAUAGAUCUUCAAUUUGGGCAUUGUCAACAUGAGAAAAGUCGCAUAUUUUCCCUCCUGCAAUCUUCACUGUAUUUUAUGUCCAAUCAUUAGCAUUCACUCGCUUACACUGCAUUCAAUUAAAUCCACGACAUAUCAAUUAGCAUUACACACAUUGUUGUUCUUUUG
Messenger RNA from Radiomyces spectabilis, 2022 nucleotides. RefSeq lists its product as uncharacterized. Gene Ontology annotation, molecular function: metal ion binding; RNA binding. Gene Ontology annotation, cellular component: nucleus. Bases 159 to 1835 code for a protein of 558 amino acids. Gene Ontology annotation, biological process: negative regulation of DNA-templated transcription. The transcript is spliced from 5 exons. NCBI's taxonomy places the organism in Eukaryota, Fungi, Mucoromycota, Mucoromycetes, Mucorales, Radiomycetaceae. The record is from RefSeq and is a predicted model, not a curated record.